AUGAAGCUAUUCACUACAAUUGCCAGUCUUGUCGCGGCAGCCGAGGGCGCUGCUCUUGGACAUGGCAUCGAUGUGCAAAAUGUACUUCAGUCAGUGCUCAGCAUAGCAGAAUCGCAUCAAUCAACAAAACCACCAAAUUUCCUCUUUGUGAUCACUGAUGACCAGGAUCUUCAACUGGACUCAAUCUCAUACACACCGCACAUCUUGAAGCAUAUGCGGGAUAAGGGAACCUUUUUCCAAAAUCAUUUCGUCACGACUGCGCUUUGUUGUCCAUCUCGAGUUAGCCUAUGGACUGGCCGUCAAGCACAUAAUACUAAUGUUACAGAUGUCAGUCCACCACACGGCGGAUAUCCCAAAUUCGUGGACCGUGGAUUCAAUGAUAACUUCCUGCCGGUCUGGUUGCAAGAAGCCGGCUACGAUACAUACUAUACAGGGAAAAUGUUCAACUCUCAUACAGUCGAUAACUACCAUAGCCCUCACAUUAAUGGGUUCAACGGCUCCGAUUUCCUCCUCGAUCCCUUUACCUACUCCUACCUAAACUCUACCUAUCAACGAAAUCAUGACCCGCCAGUGAGCUACGAAGGGCAACAUACAAUUGAAGUUAUAACGAAAAAGGCACUGGGAUUCUUAGAGGACGCGCUGGAAGGGGAUCGACCUUUCUUUGUCACAGUGGCACCUAUUGCACCCCACUCAAAUGUCGAUCCAAUGGUGCUCAACCAUGACAAGAGUGAUCACACGGGGAUUUCAAUGUCAGCGCCCAUUCCAUUGGAGAGGCAUAAGCAUCUAUUCCAGGAUGUGAAAGUGCCUCGUACCGAAAACUUCAACCCGAAUGAGCCCAGUGGUGUCAGUUGGAUACAGGGAUUAGAACAGCAGAACCAAACCGUCGUCGACUAUGGUGAUUUCUUCUAUCGCUCCCGUUUACAAGCUCUUCAGGGCGUGGAUGAACUUGUCGAUUCUCUUGUUACACGUUUGGAAGAGAGUGAUAAGCUGGACAACACAUAUAUUAUCUACACAUCCGAUAAUGGAUUCCACAUCGGACAGCACCGUCUGCCACCAGGAAAGACCUGUGGCUUCGAGGAGGAUAUUCGAGUCCCGCUCUUUGUUCGUGGCCCAGGCGUGCCUGAGGGGCAUGUGCAAGAUGCCGUGACAACCCACAUCGAUCUUGCGCCGACCAUCUUCCAACUUGCGGGCAUCCCUCACCGUUCUGAUUUUGACGGUACUGCGAUCCCAGUGACGCCCAAUUUUGCUGGACCACGACAUGAACAUGUCACCGUGGAAUUCUGGGGUUCUUCGGUAUUUGAAGGAGAUUACGGUCAUGUUGGCAUUGGUGGCUCUACUUUCAUGCCAAACAACACCUACAAAUCCGUUCGUCUGUUGGGUCCGGGUUACAACCUCUACUAUUCCGUCUGGUGUACUAAUGAGCAUGAGCUCUACGAUCUUUCUACGGAUCCGUAUCAAUUGCACAAUCUCUACCCAAGUAGUCUUCGCAACGAUGGGAUCGAGCCUCAACUUUUGGGACGUGGCAUCUCGCACACUAUCCGACGACUUGAUGCCCUUUUGCUCGUUCUUAAAUCCUGCAAGGGAUUUACUUGCAUCGAGCCUUGGGAGAGCGUUCAGCCGGGACAGUCCAUUAGUACCUUACGUGAAGCCUUGGACGAACGGUACGAUCUGGCGUAUAGCCAGCAGCCUGAAGUCUCAUUCAACUGGUGUGACACUGGCUAUGUCAUAGCAGCUGAGGGUGCACAGGAACCGUUAACCACGAGGUAUGGUGCUCCCUGGCACAUCUGGGUGUAA
Penicillium malachiteum is the source of this 1794-nucleotide messenger RNA. RefSeq names its product sulfatase family protein. The record is from RefSeq and is a predicted model, not a curated record. Gene Ontology annotation, biological process: phenol-containing compound metabolic process. The transcript has 5 exons. NCBI's taxonomy places the organism in Eukaryota, Fungi, Ascomycota, Eurotiomycetes, Eurotiales, Aspergillaceae. Bases 1 to 1794 code for a protein of 597 amino acids. Gene Ontology annotation, molecular function: arylsulfatase activity; glycosaminoglycan binding; N-acetylglucosamine-6-sulfatase activity.